AUGAAGGAAUGGCAAUAUGUCAUGUCAAUCCUUCAACUACAUUUCCAUAAACCUAUAUAUAGUCAAGAACACUAUAACUAUAUACAUGUCAGAAAAGUGGACUACAAGUUUUGUAGUCCCAAAAAGCUAAGAAGCAGUCUAUAUCCUACUUUUGUAUUCUUUUGGAGUCCAUCAGUAAAUCUUGUAGUCAACUCUAAGCUGAACUUUGUAGUCAACUUUGAAGUUGGUUCUAACACUAACUUUGUAGUUCUAUUAGUAUACUAUGAAGUCAACUCUAACCCUAACUUGUCUCUUGUGAUCAACACUAACCCUAACUCUGUAGUUCUAUCAGCCAACUUUGUAAUCCAUGCCCAACUUUUGCUAAGUCUAACUGUUGUAGUCUUUUCUAGUUUAUCAGUAGACUUUGUAUUCAACCUUAGCUAA
Molecule: messenger RNA, 423 nt
Organism: Laccaria bicolor S238N-H82
Lineage: Eukaryota; Fungi; Basidiomycota; Agaricomycetes; Agaricales; Hydnangiaceae
Exons: 8
Coding region: 1-423 (140 amino acids)
Source: RefSeq, a predicted model, not a curated record